UCACGUUGCGCGCAGCGUCGUCUGCUGUAUGUAGGUAUAAAAUGGGGUAUGCGUACAAAUGUGUGUGUGUACAUACAUACAAAUGUCGCGACUGACGUGACUCUCUCGUAGCAGUUGUGUUGUCGCUAUAGAAAAAGCCCUAUAAAAAAAGAAAACUCGCCAAGAGACUCAGCGAACCGCAAACAUGUUUCAGUUCGGGUUCAACAUGUUCCCGGAGAUUCCGCGGCCCUUCAAUACCCAGUACAAAUGCUUUUCAGUAUCGAUGUUGCCUGGGACCUAUCGCCAGGACGUCGAGCGCGGUGGCAAGAUAAUCAUGCCACCGUCUGCUCUGGAACAGCUCACCAGGCUCAAUAUCAUCUACCCAAUGCUGUUCAAACUGACCAACAAGAAAACCAACAGAAUUACUCACUGUGGCGUACUGGAGUUUAUCGCCGAUGAAGGCAAAGUCUAUUUACCUUAUUGGAUGAUGCAUAAUCUUUUGCUGGAGGAAGGCGAGCUGUUGAAUGUAGAAAGCGUGUCGCUACCGGUUGCGACAUUCUCACGUUUUCAACCGCAGUCCGAGGACUUUUUGGAUAUUACAAAUCCCAAGGCCGUGUUGGAGAACGGUCUGCGCAGCUUCGCCUGCUUAACCACAGGCGACGUAAUUGCGAUCAAGUACAAUCAAAAGAUCUACGAGAUGUGCGUGCUCGAAACCAGGCCUGGCCCGGCAGUUAGCAUCAUUGAAUGCGACAUGAACGUGGAGUUUGCGCCACCGGUGGGCUAUAAGGAGCCAAUAAGGGAGGCCAAGAAGGGAGAGGAUGAAAUAGAGCACCUGGCCGAUUUGAUGCCGGCGCAGACUGGCUUUGUGCCUUUUCAGGGCGAGGGCGUCCGGCUGGACGGUAAAAAGCGCAAGGACAUGCCCAAGCAGGAAGCUGUAGCCACCAAGCCGACCUAUGUUAGGGGAAUACCCGAUUAUGAAUAUCAAAUAGGCACUCUUAGGUUCCUGCGAAACAUGAAGCCAGUCAAUAACAAGGAGAUAAAGGAUCCAGACGAAUUUAAGGCGUUUACUGGCGAAGGAUUUACUCUUUUGAGAAAAUCUAGAAAAUGAUAGAAUAACGGGCAAUUGUUUAUUAUUUUUUAUUUAUAAAUCUUUACCUGAGCGUUUGCCGGAAUGAAUGUUGUAUUGUGGAAUGAUGUUCUCUUUUGUUAUAAAAAUAUAAUUAAAUGAGUCAAAUUCAGUAAUUGAUAUUAUUUAAAUCUCAUUGCUCUAUUACAAGUUACGUGCGUCUUUAUUUUUCUUAUCACAUAUUUCUAAGCAGGAAGAAACAUUGUUCCAUUUUUCAUGUCGUGUCUUUCUAUGGAAAUAAAGGAAUUAUAGCGGCUA
Vollenhovia emeryi is the source of this 1363-nucleotide messenger RNA. It is a transcript of the gene Ufd1-like, whose product is annotated as ubiquitin fusion degradation protein 1 homolog. The record is from RefSeq and is a predicted model, not a curated record. The transcript has 5 exons. The coding region runs from base 185 to 1087 and encodes 300 amino acids. NCBI's taxonomy places the organism in Eukaryota, Metazoa, Arthropoda, Insecta, Hymenoptera, Formicidae. Gene Ontology annotation, cellular component: VCP-NPL4-UFD1 AAA ATPase complex. Gene Ontology annotation, molecular function: polyubiquitin modification-dependent protein binding.